AUGCGCUACCACAAGACCAUUGGUGUCUCGAUGUUCUAUCUCUUCUUGAAUGGCCAAGUGAACCAUGAGCCAGCAAUAAAGGAACUCAAUCGGUGGAGUGGAGUCAAGCUCUUUCCUAACGAUGAAAAGUUGAAGCACAGGCAUGCCCACAGUCGGGCAUGGAAUGAGACGUGGCUGUCUGCCUUCUUCAACAAGCCAUGUAACAACGAGCUCUUUGUGAUGCAAAGCUUGAACAUGGAAGUUGCAAUUAUGCAAGCCAGAGAGGACGGAGUAGAUUGGAUUUUUCACCUUGACACAGAUGAGUUGCUGUAUCCAGGAGGCACUGAAACAUUCAGCAUACAGGAGUAUAUGGAUGGGCUGGACCAUGAUGUCGAUGCCGUUGUGUUCCCCAAUUAUGAGGGCCUAGCUGAGACAGAUGACAUCACCAACCCCUUCACUGAAGUAACUCUUUUCAAGCGAAACUUUGCCCACGUCAAUUCAGAACAGUACUUCAAGAAAUACAAGAUGGUUGCAAGGGGCAAUCCAAACUAUUUCACAACAUACGGCAACGGCAAGUCUGCGGGGAAGAUUCAGCCACACUUGAGAUCCAAUGGGGCGCAUCGGUGGUACAUAUAUGGGAAGAAGCCAAAGGAGAUUACCUCCACAGAGCCCACGGUACUGCAUUAUGUCUACAACAAAUAUGCUGACCUCAAAGGCAGGCGAGACCGGUGCGAUUGUGCCCCCACUGACGAGGAUGUUAAACGGUGUUUUAUUCUUCCAUUUGACAGAGAGGCCUUUCUUGCAAGCUCUCUGAAGGAAGACGAGGAGCUUCGGCAAUACUUCAGGGAGAGACUUGUGUGGAGUGAGCGCGAUAACGUUAGGGAACUCCUUAAAUCUGGCCUAGUGGUGCGCAUCCACACGCCCCAGUUGUUAACACAAAUGUACAGCAAAAUGCCAGACGCUGGCCUCAUUCUUGCAGAGCCAGGAGAAUCGAAGACCACUGUUAUGGACGCUUACCAAAUGCCGGUAGAAGAAUGA
Messenger RNA from Ostreobium quekettii, 1017 nucleotides. NCBI's taxonomy places the organism in Eukaryota, Viridiplantae, Chlorophyta, Ulvophyceae, Bryopsidales, Ostreobiaceae. The record is from the annotation of a GenBank genome assembly.